UCAUCAUCAUCAUCAUCAUCAUCAUCAUCCUUGUUGCUGUUGUUAUUUACAUCACUAUUACUUACCACUGACUGGUCCAAACCCCGUCUCCUUCCUACCACAACAGAACUUUCUCUUGUAACAAAUAGGAUCUCAUUAUCAGAGACCAAUUGGAAGCUCCACUCUCUUUCUAUGUUUUGAAGAGAUCUUGUUGGAGGUCUGUUUUAUAAUAUUUGCUUCUAUCAUAUUGGGUGACAAACUCUGCUGUUUUGAACCGUCUGUGCAUGGAAAAUGAAGAUGAUGAUGAUGUUUCUUUUGCCAAAUGGAUGAGUAGCUUCUGGGGUCACAGCUGGAUUGAUGAAAAUGAGAGAGAAUUAAGAAGUCAUAGGGAACGCCGAACCCAGGAUAUCAGAAAUAGAAGAACCUCCCUGCCUUGUCCAACACAGUUUGCUGCCCUUCCCGUGUCCACCAUUCAUGGACCCUCCACAGUUGUUCCAGUUUCUGGACACCCCAGAAGGCAUUCUCAUGAGGACCAUGAAUUUGGACUCCAUCAUCACAUGAGUACAGGCAAAAUGUGCUCCCAGAACAGUUCGUUGCAGGGGCAAAUGAAGCCUAAAGGUAGAUCACAUUCCAUCCAAGAAUUUUCAGAGCACUUUGAGCAGCAACUCUGCAUUAGAACCAAAAGAUCAGUCUCUUUGGAACCUGAGGACAGAAAGGAGAGAAAAGAUAGAGAGAGCCUGAGAGGUAGGACAAAAGCCCACCAGGAAGCCGGGGAAAGAAGGAGAUCAAAGGAAAAGGAACAGGAAGAAGCCAACGUAGCAGCCCUAACCAAAAAGAUCUAUGAGUAGUUCAUUGUUUUCACAUGACAACUACAUGUGAAGUAGGUAGACCUUCUCUGAUGAAUAUUUUGGAUGAGACUGGAGAGUAGUAACUGCAAAAAAGGUAAUUACAGGGCAUUCAGUGUUGGAGCCUGGCAUAAAAACAAAACAAACAAUAAUACUGGAUGAUGUUGUCCACUUUGGCAUUCAGCUUGUUUUCCCUUUUCCCUUUGAUAUGUUAGUAAUCUCCUUUGUUUCCCUUUCAGGAGAAUGAAGAAUACCGAUGUAAUUUUAAUAGAGUAAAUUAAUUCUUGAAAAUAGAAAUAAAGAUAUUUAAAGAACCACCAACACCAUCUCCAUCCCA
Molecule: messenger RNA, 1161 nt
Organism: Vombatus ursinus (common wombat)
Lineage: Eukaryota; Metazoa; Chordata; Mammalia; Diprotodontia; Vombatidae
Gene: LNP1
Product: leukemia NUP98 fusion partner 1
Exons: 4
Coding region: 264-827 (187 amino acids)
Source: RefSeq, a predicted model, not a curated record